This is a messenger RNA of Nothobranchius furzeri (turquoise killifish), 5936 nucleotides long. Its product is annotated as zinc finger protein OZF. The record is from RefSeq and is a predicted model, not a curated record. Lineage: Eukaryota; Metazoa; Chordata; Actinopteri; Cyprinodontiformes; Nothobranchiidae. Gene Ontology annotation, molecular function: RNA polymerase II cis-regulatory region sequence-specific DNA binding; DNA-binding transcription factor activity, RNA polymerase II-specific. Gene Ontology annotation, biological process: regulation of transcription by RNA polymerase II.
AGCAGCUGUUUGCAAUCUAUUGGUGUAGGCCUGUUUUACCAGAGUAUUUAUCCCCGACGGAAUGGGUUGGGAGCGCACACCGAGCCGGAAGCUCAAAUCCAGCGACCGAGCCACGAUACUGUGGAUAGACGUGGAAUUAUGUUUUAAUUUAGUUAUACGAAAUAGAUGGGUUUCGUUACUUUAUUGUUCAGUCUGUGGUGACGACAUGUAUUUGGUUUCACCAAACCGGGAACUUUCCAAAAAAGGACUAAAAAGCAUUACAACGGUUCUAUCCGGAGACUUUAGUGGCGCACACAUCUCAUCUCCAGCUGCCCCAGUGCUGUAAGGAUAAAAUGGAUGGACUCCACACACCAUCAUCUCACCAAGAUGUUAGACAGAUAAUGCUGGUUAAUGAAGAAGCUGCUGAAGAAAAGAUGGCUGAUGUGGACCAGCAGGACCCAGAACACCUCCACUUAAAGGAGGAACAGGAGGAACUCCGAGCCAGUCUGGAGAAAGAGCAGCUCCAUUUGAAGGAGGAGACUGAUGCUGCCAGGUUUCCAUUCACUGCUUUUUCUAUAAAAAGUGAAAAUGAUGAAGAGAAACUUCUGUUCUCACAGUUUAAUCAGCAUCAAAUAGAAGACAGAGAUGUCCCAACCAGCAGCUCGGCUGACCAGAUGACAGCAGAAACGAGCAGGAACCCAGAUUUUAACACUCAUGAACAAAAAUCAGAUUCUUCACAGACUGAAGGUAGUGAAGAUGAUGAAGAGGAUAAAGUUACGAACCUAGUCUCUGAGCUGUCAGACUCUGGGCCUGGAACUGGAGAUGUAGACGAUGACUGGAAUGAGAGCAGGCCUUCUGAGUCAGAUGUUAAGACGGUCAGCAAAUCCUGUAGCUGUCCCAAGUGUGGAAAACAAUUUCUCAAUAAGUGGUCCCUCCAGAAACACGUGAGAGUGACGAGUCAUUCAGCAUCAAAGUCUUCAGGUUGUUUGGUUUAUAAGGAAUGUGUUGGAUCAAAGGAACAUGUAGACCCAUGCAAGAAAGUCCAGACAGAACUAAACUCAUUUAGUUGUGUUGACUGCGGUAAAAGAUUUCGUACGAAAUCUAAUUUAAACUGUCACAUUAAUGUACAUAUAGGACAUAAGCCUUUUGCUUGUGACAUCUGUGGACACAUGUUUAGCCUAAAGCAACAUUUAAACACACACAUGAGAGUCCACACAGGACAGAAGCCUUUUGCUUGUGAGCUCUGUGGACAAAGAUUUCGCCAGAAUCCCCAUUUAAACAGACACAUGAGAUCUCACACAGGCCACAAGCCUUUUGCUUGCGACCUUUGUGGACACAUGUUUAGCCUAAAGCAACACUUAAAUACACACAUGAGAGUCCACACAGGACAGAAGCCUUUUGCUUGUAACCUCUGUGAACAAAGGUUCAGCCUAAAGCAUCAUUUAAACAUGCACAUGAGAGUCCACACAGGGCAGAAGCCUUUUGCCUGUGAGCUGUGUGGACAAAGAUUUCGUCAUAAGGUAACUUUAAACAUGCACAUGAGAGUCCACACAGGACAGAAGCCUUUUGCCUGUGAGCUGUGUGGAAAAAAAUUUCGUCAUAAGGCAACUUUAAACAUGCACAUGAGAGUCCACACAGGACAGAAGCCUUUUUGCUGUGAGCUCUGCGGACAAAGAUUUAGCUAUAAGAUUAGUUUAAAUGGACACAUGAGAGUCCACACCAAACCGAAGUAACUCAUUAAACUACAAAAGUAACAAAAAUUAUCCUCGUAGUUUUCACAUCCUAAAUGUCAGUCUUUUACCCUUGGUAACAAUCCUUUACUCUAAAUCAGGGCCACAUCUGGUCCACAGGCCACUUCUUUCUGGCUAGACAGCCACAUAUUGUGGCUCCCAAGCUGUAAAUGUUUCACUAUAUCACCAACUCUCACUCCUGUUUUGUUCCGUGAGUUUAAUGGCUGUUGCCAUUUACAAAACAGCAAAAUUCUAGAAAAGCGAGGACAAGUCAUGCAGUUAUUUGAUAAGUAGAUAACCACAUUUAACUCUCAGAUUUGAGUUCUUGGUAAUUGAAAAAGUAUCUUGAGAUAACUUUAGAGCAGCCAAUUUAUUUUUAAAUUUACCAUUACCAUUGUUAGCUCUAAAUUAGCCUUGUUCACCCAAUAUUAGAGUGAAACAAAAGAUGCAAUGGCUUCUUAGGGUUGCAAGAAAUAACAUCUGGGCCACUCCUGUUAGUUUUUCUCAGUUGCUUUGAUGCAUUUCUCACAACAGAAUUAAACUUUUCACACUCAGUUCAACCUCCACAACAUGUAGUCGUUUUGGCACAACCUAGUGGCGGUUUCAUGUUCAUUUCAACCAAAGGCAUAUGCCUUUAGACAUGAGUAAGUACAAAUAUCUUAAGAAUGGUCACUUUGACUUGCUAUUCAUCACCAUCACCUUUCUUUUAUCACGUAUGUCAUGAUUAACUAUACUUGUACAGGCUGAAUAGUCAUUGUUCAUACAACUAAUAAUCUUUUCAUAGCUUGUGUCAUUGCACUCAAAAUUGUUGAACAUCUUGUCAAACAUUUUGCACACCCAUUUUGAUAAUCCUAUUUUUAAAGAGUUUUCAUGAAAAUUUCCAUAAAUGACUUUUCUCAGGUGAACCUUAUCUUACACUAGAGAAAAGUGGCUUGUGAACUACGUGUGUGUUUGUGUGUACUGUAAACCAGUACACUGGAUUGGAAUGAGGUGCAUAUUGUAUCUACAAAACUGCAGAACAUGGAAGGUCAGUCUUGUGGAAGAGGUAGGCGGAGUCUCUGGAGACGGGGCCUCUGGAGGCAGGAGGGAAACACCUUGUUGGGUGGCUCCAGGCCAGGAGCGCAGGCCUUGGAACAGUCUGACCCCUGACCCACCGGAAUGCUGGGGGUGGCGUCAGGACAAGCUGCAGCUCACCAGCAACACUGGCCUGGAGGAGACGGGAACCGCUCCCCAUGACUUGGACCAUCUCCUGGAGGACAUCAAGCCAGGCAGGUGCCUUCAAACUGGGAUUUGUCCUGCAGCUCUUCCCAGCUAAACCAGCCUACUGGACCCGCAUCAUAGGGCACGGUCACGGGAGAAGGUUUCUGCUGGUGGGGGUGUACUGCGCUGUGGUGACGUCCGGAGCUCCAACUGAGCUGGAGGUUCUGGCUGGAGCUCGGACUGAGCUGGAGGUUCUGGCUGGAGCUCGGACUGUGCUAGCGGGGACUGCUGGAGCUCGGACUGCGCUGGCGGUGCUGGGUGGCAGUUUCGACGUCGGAGCUGUGGUGUGGUUGGUCGAUCCACCUGAGAUGAAUAAGUGGUGCUGACGAAACCCGCAGAGGAUGUGGAGAAACUGCCCACUCGAGAUGAGGAGGUGGCGCUGUUGGGACCAGGUGAUGGAUAGGUUGAUCGGCUCAUCAGCGGAGCUGAGUUAAUGCUGACUGAACCAGCGGAGGAUGGCAUAGAGGAACAGCCCACCAGAGAUGAGGAGGUGAUGCUGUCUGAACCAGUUGGGCUUGUGGAGUGUCGACCCACCAGAGGAGAAGAGGUGGCGCCAACAGAAUCAGAGGAGAAGGAGAGGCAGCCAGAUCUGACUGUUUAGACAGUGGCCUGAAAGUAGUGUCAUCUUAGGGUGGAUGGAGAUGAGAAGGUGGAUUUGCCCGCCAGGAGCCAGUUGGUAGAGUGGAUGGUGGUGAGUCUUGGCCAAACGUCUUCAGCAGAUCACAGGAGAAAGUCCAGAAUUUAACUGAGUCCAUGGGGUGUAACUGAAAGUACUGUAAGCCCAAUGCAGGGCAUAACCACCCAGGCAGAGGACCAUAUAAUAGAGUUUCUCAUAAUCUGUGAGUGAUGGAUCUGAUUAACGGUGGACUCCCGUCUUUGAUAAAGUUUUUGCAGGCGAAUGGGUCUCCUCUGUACCUUUCUGAAAGCUGUUGGGUGAUUGUGGUUGCUGGCUUUGGAUGAACUGCUGGGUCCAUGUUGGUCGGUUCCUUCUGACAUGGUUAGGAGGUUGUUGUAGGACCCAAGUGCAGGAAAUCCAGGAGGCAGCCAGGUAGGUUAUACAUUCAAAUCUUAAUAAUAAACAGGGUGUGGAGCAGGAUCAGGAUAGACAAAAACAUGAGUAUCAGGCAAAAAACACAAACACAAGGAACCAACAGAAAACACUGAUCUGAGCUGGGUUUAAAUACCCUGGGGAUGUAAGUGGAGACAAAGGGAGCAGGUACACAGAUUACUGAUGGGAAUGACCAACAGGUGUGACUGGUUAAGCUGAGGAUGGGACAAACAUGGAAUGGACUGGAGAGACAAGGGACACAGGACAUGACAAUCCUAGCUGGUUAUCUUCUGGUCCCUCACUUAUCAAAUGUUCAUAGAAACUAUUCAAUACAUUCCAUCCUACCAAUUAAAUUUAGAAUGUGUGUAUGAACAGUAAAAGUUCUGAUUUAUGAAACAUGCGGUGGCCACGUAUACACAUGUUCUUCCGCAAUCGAACAUCGAUAAAUCCCAGCUGUGCGUACCCGUUUGCUUGUGUCCAUUCACCAUCAUUUACUUAUAAAAACGCCUUCAAUUAAUCAGAUUUUGUCACACCAUGUCCUCAGCUUUUGAGGGGAAUCCCUGUGUUGCUCCCAAACAAACAGAACCAGAAACUUUAUUGACAGUGAGAUUGGGGCACUGGCUGCCGAAGUAGAAGAAAACGAAACCUGUUGUAGAGGCUGUAAUUUUAUUAUUAUAAAUGCAGUUGGGACAGAGGAGAGGUCUAUGUCAGAAUUUGUUUUUUUAAUGGUUCCACUUAUAAUUGUAGAGGAAAGAGGGUUUAUUUAAAUUUUAUAUUUAAGGAGUUUGAAUGCAUGCUCUGUUUGGAGUUCGUUUUGUUGUUUGGACAUUUUGUUCUCUGCAGCUUCUUAGCUGUCAUUCAGUCUGGUUACCUUGGCAAUGCGUGUGUGUUUGGGGACACACGAGGAUAUUCUGGGGCUUCUUGUAGUUGUCAAUAGUAGAGUAUGGAAUCUGGAAUCUGAUUGGUGUAGUUUGUCUGUCGCUCCACAAAGGGUCCAAAAUCACAGCACACCUCCAGAAAGAUCUCCUUCAGAAAUCAGAUCAAAGAGCUCACGAAAAACGCAUUCUGUCAAAAGUACACUCUCUGACAAAUCCUCCCAAAACACAAAAUCAACCAUACAAUAGAUUCCUGUAGAUCACGUGUCUUUUUCAAGGUUAUGUGAGGUAUGCUGGACUUUGUCAUAGCGGACAAAAAUCCCUUCUGUGCAUCCACAGUCCAGUUUUCUCUUGUUUGGUCUGCACAUACAACACACAAUGUCUGUAACCUAGAUGGCUUGGAAUUCUGCCCUGUCAACAAGAAAGAAGGUAUCGGUUUCUCAUCAUAUCUACAGUCUGGACUGCAGAUGUCCACACAUUCUCAAUAAGCAUACACCUUCUCAUGAAAAGAUCGUACGCCAGUUACGCUCUGCUGUAUUAUUUUAAUCUGGGGACUACGGAGCUGAAGUUUCAUAUCUGAUCCUGCUUGUUGAGUAUUGCUUAACUGAUCACUGUGGAGACCAUGGACAGCUCCUUCAGAGGCAGACUGAGACAUCCCAGACGUAAAACGGAACGCUACCGUUGGCCAUUCAUCCCCUCUGCAGUAAGGGUGUAUAACUCCUCAGUUUAAGCUGUACUGGCAUUAUCUUGUUACAUAAUAACACCAAUGCAAUACUCAGUAUGGGUUCAAUUUUCAUGCAAUACCAGAUUUACGUUGCAUGUCUGUGUCUUUUGUAGUAUGCUGCUUAGUGUUGGAACCCAAAUUUUUUUCUUUUUCUUUCCGUGGUUUUUAGUGGUCGAAGGAUACAAUACUCGAUUACUGCCUGUGUGUAUAUACAUGUACCUUUGUUAUAAUUUUUCUUCAAAUUGUUCUCUUAAGUGUUGCUGCUGCUGUAACAAGUGAAUUUUCCCACUGUAGGAUCAAUAAAGUUCUAUUCUAACUUC